Messenger RNA from Lynx canadensis (Canada lynx), 2069 nucleotides. It is a transcript of the gene MMP28, whose product is annotated as matrix metallopeptidase 28. The transcript is spliced from 8 exons. Gene Ontology annotation, biological process: collagen catabolic process; proteolysis; extracellular matrix organization. Lineage: Eukaryota; Metazoa; Chordata; Mammalia; Carnivora; Felidae. Gene Ontology annotation, cellular component: extracellular matrix. Gene Ontology annotation, molecular function: metalloendopeptidase activity; zinc ion binding. The coding region runs from base 1 to 1563 and encodes 520 amino acids. The record is from RefSeq and is a predicted model, not a curated record.
AUGGCGGCGCGUGUCGGCCUCCUGCUGCGUGCCCUGCCGCUGCUGCUGUGGGGCGGCCUGGACGCCCAGCUCGCCGAGCGCGGAGGCCAGGAGCUGCGCAGGGAAGCGGAGGCAUUCCUGGAGAAGUACGGAUAUCUCAAGGACCAGGUCCCCCAAGACCUCACCUCGACAAGAUUCAGCAAUGCCCUCAGAGAGUUCCAGUGGGUGUCCCAGCUGCCCAUCAGUGGCGUGCUGGAUACUGCCACCUUGCGCCAGAUGACACGGCCCCGCUGUGGGGUUGCAGACACAGACAGUCAGGCGGCCUGGACGGAGAGGAUCAGUGCCUUGUUUGCUGGACGCCUGGCCAGAAUGAGGCGGAAGAAACGCUUUGCAAAGCAAGGCAGCAAGUGGUACAAGCAGCACCUCUCCUACCGCCUGGUGAACUGGCCACAGCACCUACCCGAGCCAGCAGUUCGCGGGGCUGUUCGAGCUGCCUUCCAGCUGUGGAGCAAUGUCUCGGCGCUGGAGUUCUGGGAGGCCCCAGCCACAGUCCCCGCUGACAUCCGCCUCACCUUCUUCCAAGGGGACCACAACGACGGACUGGGCAACGCCUUUGAUGGCCCAGGGGGCGCCCUGGCGCACGCCUUCCUGCCCCGCCGUGGCGAAGCGCACUUCGACCGCGACGAGCGCUGGUCCCUGAGCCGCCGCCGCGGGCGCAACCUGUUCGUGGUGCUGGCGCACGAGAUCGGCCACACGCUCGGCCUGGCCCACUCGCCCGCGCCGCGCGCGCUCAUGGCGCCCUACUACAAGAGGCUGGGCCGCGACGCGCUGCUCAGCUGGGACGACGUGCUGGCGGUGCAGGACCUGUAUGGGAAGCCCCAGGGGGGCUCAGUGGCCAUCCAGCUCCCAGGAAAGCUGUUCACUGACUUCGAGGCCUGGGACCCCCACAGAACACAGGGAAGGCGCCCUGAAAUUCAGGGUCCUAAAUAUUGCCAUGCUUCCUUCGAUGCCAUCACUGUAGAUGGGCAACAGCGACUGUACGUUUUUCAAGGAAGCCACUUCUGGGAGGUGACACCGAAUGGCAAUGUCUCUGAGCCACACCCACUACAGGAGAGGUGGGCAGGGCUGCCCCCCCACAUUGAGGCUGCUGCAGUGUCACUGGAUGAUGGGGACUUCUACUUCUUCAAAGGGAGCCGAUGCUGGAGGUUCCGGGGCCCUAAGCCAGUGUGGAGUUCACCACAGCUGUGCCGGGCAGGAGGCCUGCCCCGCCACCCAGACGCGGCCCUCUUCUUCCCUCCUCUGGGUCGACUGAUACUCUUCAAGGGUGCCCGCUACUACAUGCUGGCCCGAGGUGGACUGCAGGUGGAGCCCUACUACCCCCGAGGCCUGCAGGACUGGGACGGUGUCCCUGAGGAGGUCAGUGGCGCCCUGCCCCGGCCCGACGGUUCUAUCAUCUUCUUCAGAGAUGACCGCUACUGGCGCCUUGACCAGACCAAACUGCAGGUGACGGACUCGGGCCGCUGGGCCACAGAGCUGCCCUGGAUGGGCUGCUGGCACGCCAACUCGGGGGGUGCCCUAUUUUGAAGACGCCCCCACCUCUUAGUGAAUUGAUGCCCUAUGGCCAACAUGUGUCCCCUGCCCCAGGGGCAAGCCCUGUCUUGGAAGCCUCUGAGCCUCCCUGCAGAAGACCAGACCACGUCUGCAUCUGUUCCCUGAAGAAUGUGCUCUCAAGACAUUGAACUUUGUGGGAUCAAUCCAAGCAGAAGCCGAAAAGGGUCUCAAACCUUUCCCCAAAAGACUUUCCUCCCUAAGCCUUGGGGAUUUUGUUCCUUCUGCUAAAGGUGCACUUCCUGUCCAUGAGGCUGUGGCACUGGGCAACCGGGGAGGAUGUAAAACUCCAUGGAGAGGUUGCGACCACUUGGCAACCUCUCCUUCCCCUCAGGACCUCCUGGCUCAGUUCUUGGAGAAUUGUCUUAAAUGAGAGGCCUCACCUCCAGGAAGCUUGGGUGGGUUGGGUACAAGGAUUUCCAACCUCAGAGAGCCUUGGGUGGGAGGGAAGGGGGUGGUUAGGACCCAGAGCAAGAGGGAGA